Molecule: messenger RNA, 252 nt
Organism: Micromonas pusilla CCMP1545
Lineage: Eukaryota; Viridiplantae; Chlorophyta; Mamiellophyceae; Mamiellales; Mamiellaceae
Exons: 1
Coding region: 1-252 (83 amino acids)
Source: RefSeq, a predicted model, not a curated record
AUGGAGGAGGAGCACCGGCGGAGGAUGUUCGAGGCGCGGCGGCGGCGGAACGAGGAGGCGCGACGGAAGCGCGAGCUCGAGAGGGAGAAGCUCGCGAAGAGAGAGGCGAAGAGAGAGGCGAAGCUGUCGAAGAAGACGGGGGGGAAUCCGAAAUCGACGCCGACGACGCCGACGACGCCGACGACGCCGACGACGACGACGCGGAUAGACCCGACGCAUCCCCAGUGGGGCGCCGACGACGCGCGCGCGUGA